Messenger RNA from Mesorhabditis belari, 414 nucleotides. NCBI's taxonomy places the organism in Eukaryota, Metazoa, Nematoda, Chromadorea, Rhabditida, Rhabditidae. The record is from the annotation of a GenBank genome assembly.
AUGGCGAUGGCAUAUCGAAAAUCGGAUAAAUUACCACCUGAGAUCAACAACAUUUUGUUUGUGAAGAAUCUUCCAUUCAAGAUAACAGCGAAAGAAAUGUAUGAUAUCUUCGGGAAGUUUGGCGCCGUUCGACAAAUUCGAGUGGGUAAAACACCACAAACCAGGGGUACGGCAUUUAUCGUUUACGAGGAUAUUAUGGAGGCCAAGAAUGCUUGUGAGAAACUCCAAGGCUACAACGUGAGCAAUCGCUACCUCGUGGUGCUGUAUUAUCAAAUCACGAAAGUUUAUCAACGACUGAACACUGAAGAGGGUAAGCGAAAACUUGAGCAAAUGAAGUCGAAAUACGGAUUGGGUGAAAACGACAAAAAGGGAUGGGAGGCUCCUGGAUUCAACACUCCCGGAAGAAAGUGGAAU